This is a messenger RNA of Fraxinus pennsylvanica, 702 nucleotides long. The record is from the annotation of a GenBank genome assembly. Lineage: Eukaryota; Viridiplantae; Streptophyta; Magnoliopsida; Lamiales; Oleaceae.
AUGACAGUACCCUCUGGCCCUGCAUCAGCUGGUUCGACUCAAUCUUCACAAACAGCUGGGCUCUUGACCUCUCCAACUCAGAUGGCUCAACACCAACUUGCUUAUCAGCACAUCCAUCAGCAGCAGCAACAGCAAUUGCAACAGCAACUCCAGAAUUUUUGGGCAAACCAAUAUGAAGAAAUUGAUCAGGUAACAGAUUUUAAGAACCAUAGCCUGCCAUUGGCUAGGAUCAAGAAGAUAAUGAAGGCAGAUGAAGAUGUUAGAAUGAUAUCAGCUGAAGCACCGGUUAUCUUUGCCCGAGCCUGUGAAAUGUUCAUUCUGGAGUUGACGUUGCGUGCAUGGAACCAUACAGAGGAGAACAAAAGGAGGACACUCCAGAAAAAUGACAUUGCAGCAGCCAUUACAAGGACGGACAUAUUUGAUUUCUUGGUUGAUAUUGUACCAAGAGAGGAUCUGAAAGAUGAGGUGCUUGCUUCAAUCCCCAGAGAGAGCCUUCCUGUUGGGGGUCCUGCUGAAGGACUUCCUUACUAUUACAUGCCACAACAACCUGCUCCACCACUUGCAGCUCCAGGGAUGUUUGUGGGGAAGCCUGUGGAUCCUGCCCUAUAUGCAACCACCACCACCUCCAGAUUCUUAAGCAGAAGUAAUUGCUGGAAAGGUCUCUCUGGAUUUAGAAAUGCUAGGGAGAGUACUUUCAAGUGA